This is a messenger RNA of Theileria equi strain WA, 963 nucleotides long. RefSeq lists its product as hypothetical. Bases 169 to 912 code for a protein of 247 amino acids. Lineage: Eukaryota; Apicomplexa; Aconoidasida; Piroplasmida; Theileriidae. The record is from RefSeq and is a predicted model, not a curated record. The transcript is spliced from 2 exons.
ACUGUGUAUAUUCGGAUAUUCAUGAAUCAUAAAUAACGUUUGUGACUAUCUGAUGCAGUACUUGGUUUGUUGAUGCUUACAUUGCAAAGUACAUAGAGUGGGAAACGUAACAAUUACGUAUGCCUAUUAUACGCAUUCUAUAACUUUAGUUUUUAUUAUAAAUAUAAAAUGUCCAAUAAUUGGUCUAAAAUUGCUGUGGCUUCAGGGGUUGCCGCAGCUACUGCUUGCUUGUUUUACUAUAUUUUUAAGGGAGAUGACGAAGAAGGUGAUGAAUUUGAAUCAUAUAAGCACGGGUAUGAUUCAUCAACAAAUAAAGUCGACCAGAUGAGCAGAAGCGCUGUUCUGGAUCUCCUAAACAAGAUAUCUGCAAGUCAAGAUGCUACAAAAAAUCUAAUGCUAUCGCUUAUUGAUGAUUUGUUGAAUGACAAAUGCAAAGAUACACUUUUAGAUGUGUAUGAGCGCGCAUUGCCUUUAAUUCCAGCUGAUCCCUUGGAAACCCUUGGAAUGACUAUCUUUGAUCUAGAUCACAUUGUAGAACGCUAUCAGCAUGAUCCGCUCGUAAGAGAGUCGAUUAUCAAAAUAAUGAAUAUUCCGGAUAGUCAAGAUGACAAUGUGAACAUAUCCGUGGAAGAAAUAUUGGAUGUCCAUGAGUUCAUGUUCACUCAACUUGAAGCACUGGUGAAAACAUACAAGAAUCUUCCGAAUAAGGAAAGCUUGGAUAAAAAGUGCAUCACUGUAACACUCCAAUCAAUAGUGUCUGCAAAAGUGGAGAAGAAGUUUGGAUAUAAUACCGCAAGUAUAGAUAAGGCUGUAUUGAAGAAUCAUGAAGAGCUUAGUAUGAACACCCAAUUUGCAAGACUAACCAUGCAAAUGCAAAGUGAAAUGUCGGAAAUCACGGGAAUCUAUACUUGAAUCUUCAACUGAAACUAUUAAUGUUUCAUCCGUCUGGAUCGCCACUGAUGA